AUGGGUAAAACUUAUUUCGUCACAGGUGUUAAUCGUGGUAUUGGAUUCGAAAUUGUGAAACAAUACCUUGAAUUAGAUUCAACGAAUGUUGUCAUUGGUACUGUUCGUGAUCCAUCAAAAGCUAUUGAAUUACAAGAAUUAUCCAAAAAACAUAAAGGUCAAUUACAUAUCAUUCAAUUAGAAAUUAGUGAUCCAAAUUCAAUCAAAUCAAUUGAUGAUCAAAUUGAAUCAAUUGUUGGUGAAACUGGUAUUGAUGUUUAUAUUGCAAAUGCUGGAUAUUCAGGUAAAGGUUCAUCAAAGGCAAUCUUAGAAUUAGAAAGACAAAUUUGGAUUAAUCAUUAUAUUGUUAAUGUUCUUGGUCCAAUUGAAGUUUUAAAACAAAUUAAACCAUACUUAUUACUCAACCCAACAAGACAAAUCAUUUUAGUUUCAAGUAUUGCAGGUUCACUAAGUCAAAAUAAUUCAAUUUCUUCAGGUCCAUAUGGUCAAAAUAAAGCAUCGUUAAAUCAUGUUUCAAUCACAUUAUCACAUGAAUUAUCACCAGAUGGAUUCACUGUGGUUGCAAUUCAUCCAGGUCUUGUUGAUACUGAUAGUUGUAAAGCAAUUUUAGAUGAAUUUGUUGAAUAUAAACCUGAAUUGAAACAAGUAUUAGAAACUUUACCAUUAGAUCAUAUUUCACCAGAAACAAGUGUUAAAAAUUUGAUUAAAAAUGUGUUUGAACCUUUGAAAAAAGAACAAAAUGGUAAAUUUUUAAACUAUGAUGGUACUGAAUUACCAUGGUGA
Molecule: messenger RNA, 783 nt
Organism: Hansenula ciferrii
Lineage: Eukaryota; Fungi; Ascomycota; Saccharomycetes; Phaffomycetales; Wickerhamomycetaceae
Product: SDR family oxidoreductase
Exons: 1
Coding region: 1-783 (260 amino acids)
Molecular function (GO): oxidoreductase activity, acting on the CH-OH group of donors, NAD or NADP as acceptor
Source: RefSeq, a predicted model, not a curated record